AAAUUGACCCUAGUGAACUCCAGCCGAUGACAAGAAACAACACAAAGUCGACGUUUUCCUUCGUUCUUCGACAGAGUAAGGCGGAUAUGGCAGAGGCAAGCACGCACGACAAGAACGUCUCCUUAUACAAGGGUAAUGUCGUCAAAGUUGAAUGCCUGGACCACAAGGGCCUGUAUGUGACAUCACAGCUGCUGAAGGAGCUACAGCAGAUGCGAGCCAUCAACCACCCUAACCUGCUGAGAUUUAUCGGCCUUUGUUUGGAGGCCGAUGAGAAGUUUAUGGUCACAGAACACUGUCCCAAAGGAGCGUUGGCGGAAGUCGUCAUGGACGAGACGUUCACACUGGACCUAGUGUUUUCCUUGUCAAUCUUGAACGACAUUGUCCAGGCCCUCAUGUACAUCCACAAACAACCCAUCCGUGUCCACGGGCGACUGACUAGCGAGGCAUGCCUCAUUGACUCACGCUUCUCGGUCAAGGUCGCCCAUUACGGUCUACCGACCAUUUACGACAACACAAAACGUCACGAAAAGGAUUUACUUUGGAUGGCACCGGAAGUACUAAGAUCAGGAGGGAAGGCAACACCGGAAGCAGACGUGUACAGUGUGGGGAUCAUCAUCUCGGAGAUCUUAACAAGGGACGCGCCGUUUGGACAAGAGCGAGAGUUGUACUCCAUCAACGAGAUCGUAUCCAGAAUCAAAGAACACCUGGACUUCCCCCUUAGGCCAGGCUUCCAGACCGCCCCUGACAUGGGGGUCAUAGGUCAGCUGAUGGAGAAAUGCUGGGAGGAGGACCCGACUAAAAGGCUGCCACUUCUCAAAUUAUCCAGUUCCUUGCGUUCACUGAUGGCGUAA
Messenger RNA from Physella acuta, 851 nucleotides. RefSeq names its product atrial natriuretic peptide receptor 1-like. Lineage: Eukaryota; Metazoa; Mollusca; Gastropoda; Physidae. Gene Ontology annotation, molecular function: peptide receptor activity; ATP binding; guanylate cyclase activity. Gene Ontology annotation, cellular component: plasma membrane. Gene Ontology annotation, biological process: cGMP biosynthetic process; protein phosphorylation; receptor guanylyl cyclase signaling pathway. The record is from RefSeq and is a predicted model, not a curated record.